ACGUCUUGAGAGAACUAUAAAAAUGUUAUGGGGAUAUAAAUUGGUCCACCUUUUAUUGUAUUCGCCAGUCCAGUUUAUAUAUCGAAAAGCAUGCAUUUUCGCCGUUGUUUCGUCGUAUUGGGAAUGGUGGUUCGUUUGCUUGAUGGAAAUAUGAUCACAGUGGUUUCUCAGCCAGAAGGAACUUCGGACGACACACCAUCAGUGGAAGUCGAACUGACCACGGCUUCAAAGACAGAAGCGACAUCGGCGCGACCUACAACCUUUAUGAGGAGAAUAGAUAUACGAAAUUCAGAUUACAAUUUUGAACAUACUACAGAUAUAUUUCAAAGGAGUGGACGGAGAUUCUUUGGCGACACGGACCACGGACGCUUCGAUCAAAUGUGGAAAUGGGAUUAUUGGUGCAUGCUGCAACCGGAAACUGGCAACUGCGGAAGUAACCAAACAAAAUACUAUUACAACAUGCAGGUGGAUCAGUGUUUACCGCAUGUGUUCUCUGGAUGCAGCACAAGGAACAACAAGAACCAAUUCGAGUCUGUCGAGGAGUGUCACAACCAUUGCAAAGGAUCUGCACUCAUGCCAGCGAGCCUCCCAGUUAAAAAUAUAGAUGUUUGUAAGCUUCAGCCCGUAUCUGGACGAUGUUUGGGUAAUUUUAGAAUGUACUAUUACGACGUAAACGAAAAGCUUUGCAAAACGUUCUUCUAUGGGGGUUGUGCCGGCAACGAGAACAACUUCGAAAUGGAAUCGCAGUGUUUUAUUCGAUGUCAGGAGGAAUCGGUCAAGCCGACACAGGUCCCGCAGAAUAGUACAGAAGAGGAGGAGUCCCCAGAGGGCCCAGAGGACGAGGAACAGGUGGAUGAGGCCACGGACCGUAACACGCGUCCACCAUCAUAA
Messenger RNA from Cydia fagiglandana, 891 nucleotides. RefSeq names its product actinia tenebrosa protease inhibitors-like. Bases 91 to 891 code for a protein of 266 amino acids. Lineage: Eukaryota; Metazoa; Arthropoda; Insecta; Lepidoptera; Tortricidae. Gene Ontology annotation, molecular function: serine-type endopeptidase inhibitor activity. The record is from RefSeq and is a predicted model, not a curated record. The transcript is spliced from 5 exons.